Molecule: messenger RNA, 915 nt
Organism: Coccomyxa subellipsoidea C-169
Lineage: Eukaryota; Viridiplantae; Chlorophyta; Trebouxiophyceae; Coccomyxaceae
Exons: 5
Coding region: 1-915 (304 amino acids)
Cellular component (GO): cytoplasm
Molecular function (GO): GTPase activity
Source: RefSeq, a predicted model, not a curated record
AUGUCUUUUGGACAGCUUGUCAUCGGCCCACCAGGCAGCGGGAAGAGCACCUACUGCCAUGGCAUGCAGCAGUACCUACAGCUGACAGGCCGAAAGGUCGCGGUCAUGAACUUGGAUCCUGCCAACGAUGCUCUCCCAUACGAUUGUUCGGUAGAUAUCGCGGAUUUGGUGUCACUAGAUGCAGUCAUGACCAGCCUUCAUCUUGGGCCAAAUGGAGGCUUGCUGUAUUGCAUGGAUUUCUUGAGCGAGAACCUUGACUGGCUGGAAGAGAGGCUGGCCCCUCUUCUACAAGAGGGGUACUACAUCAUCAUUGACUGCCCGGGGCAAGUGGAGCUCUUCACACUGCGCAGCGGGCUGCAGAAUGUGAUCAAGGCCCUCACAGACAGAUUGCACAUCAGGCUGGCAGCAGUGGAGCUGGUCGAUGCGCACCUGUGCUCGGAUGCCGGCAAGUUUCUGGCGGCGCUGCUGCUGAGCCUGUCCAGCAUGAUGCAUUUGGAGCUGCCCCAUAUCAAUGUCCUGUCCAAGGCUGACCUGGUGGAGGCCUACGGCGAGCUGCACUUUGACCUGGACUACUACACUGAGGUGCAGGACUUGUCCCGGCUGGUGGACACGAUAGGCGAGGAUGCUUUUGGGCGGCGCUACAGGAAGCUGUCAGAGGCGCUGGGGGAGGUGAUUGAGGACUACGGGUUGGUGAACUACACGCCGCUGGCCAUAGAGGACAAGGACAGCGUGCAGAGAGUGGUCGCCCUCAUAGACAAGGCCACCGGCUACGUGUUUGCGGGCCUGGCCGGCAAGAGCCCGUACCCGCCGGAGUUUGUGUACGGCGCCGGCGCGGCCGACAGCGGCGCGGCCGACAUGUGGGAGAGGCACCAGACCCAGCAGGAGCUGCGCGUGCACGAGCGCGAGCCCUCCUGA